This is a messenger RNA of Funneliformis geosporum, 1420 nucleotides long. The record is from the annotation of a GenBank genome assembly. NCBI's taxonomy places the organism in Eukaryota, Fungi, Glomeromycota, Glomeromycetes, Glomerales, Glomeraceae.
AUGACAAAAGUACAAGAGAUUCGCGAAAAUCAAUCCAACUUCCUGCGAACUUGCUCAAGUCCUCGUCCGCUUGAGUUCUUCAAGAGGUUUAAGUUUCGAAGCAAGUCAUCUGGCUAUAGCAAUUAUAAGUUAGGUUUGGAAAAAGCGUUGAAAGAUGAACCAAAUUCGGAGAAUUUACUGGAAAUGGAAAGAAAAUAUAACAACGAUGAAUUUAAAGAUGAGUGGACGUUAUAUGAUGACUGGAAAAAAAAUAAGAAAGUCAAUGACAAGGUAAGGAAAAGAAAGCGCGAAGCCCAUGCAACCUUUCACGCUCAAUUAGACAAUGAUCUUAUCGGUAGGAAGGAAACUGAUGGAAACCCAAUCAGUAAUAAUGAGAAUGAGGAACCGGGGAAGGCUACUAGUUCGGUUGAACCGGAUAUAAUAAAUCCGGUCAACAACAACAUCGACAAGGAGGGAGAAGAAGAUGAUAGCAAGAUACUUGUGCAUGAUAUUCUCGAUGAUAUUGUUUCAGCAUCCCAAGCUGAAAAAGACAUCUUAGAUAUAUAUCGCUCUAAUUUCAGCCAAUGUCUAGUCAUGGAUCUUCGAUUAAAUUCAGAACUCUCCCUUUCUUUAAAUCAGGAAUUACAAGAUAAGAUUUUACAUGAAGUCUUCGAUCCAAUAGACAAUAAAUACAUCCCAGAUGAAAUCCAUAAAUAUCUUUCCGAUUUCUUUAACGCUGACCAUGGUAAACAGGGUUGGUGUGAAGCAAUCCGAAGUAUAGUCAUUUAUGAAAAUGAUUCAGGACUGUUAAAAGACAUAAAAGAACUAUUAAAAGAGACAUUAGGGCGAUUUGUAAAAGCUUUCUCUCUGGAUGCAUUGAACCCCUUGAGGGAUGUGACGGUUUUAGAAAGACCUCAUCUCAACCAAUUUGUGCACCCGUUAAUAGACUCUGUUCUUGGUGAAAUUACUUUGCAAGGAAAAUCAAGAGCCAUGGCAGACGGUGCUGGAUUUCUCAAUGAUGUCUCAAAUUAUCAAAUAGUUUGUAUGGAGGGAGCGAAGCCGGGAGCGAGGAAAAAAAAAAUCGUUGACGAUGAUGAAAAGAACAUAAGAAACAUGAUGCAAUUGUUUGAUCAUGUGAUUAUUUCAGAGGCUAUGGAGCGAAGACAAAUUUAUACUGACCUUCGAAUAUAUGGCGCUACUGCAUAUAGAACUGAACUUUCUCUCUCGAUGUUAGACUUUCAUGGUACAUAUCGAUUGUUUGAAAUAGAUCGUUUCAGUCUUCCGAAAGAUUGGGUAGAUAUGCCCAAUUUCGUUUUUAUGUAUGAAGCUCUAAUGAAAUGGGCAAUGUGUAUCCGUUAUACAAGAGAAAAUUUGAUUGCUCAGCGUAAGAAGAGGAGGAUGGGAAGAUAUUCUGAAGCAAGGAUCGUUAAGAAGCUCGCAU